Molecule: messenger RNA, 1338 nt
Organism: Arvicanthis niloticus (Nile rat)
Lineage: Eukaryota; Metazoa; Chordata; Mammalia; Rodentia; Muridae
Gene: Apool
Product: apolipoprotein O like
Biological process (GO): cristae formation
Cellular component (GO): MICOS complex
Source: RefSeq, a predicted model, not a curated record
CUGCUUUGUCCCUCUGCGCUCUCCGUCUGAAAACUUGAGCCGAGAGGGUCAAAGGUAUGGCGGCCUUUAGGGUGUAUAAUGACUCUGUUAGGCUUGAAGGCUAUAAGAGUAUGGGAAAGUUAACAACCAUGCCUGCAGGUCUGAUAUAUGCAUCUAUAAAUGUGCAUCUAGCCAAAGAAGAGGAACCCCAAAAGCAGCUAGUGAGACCAGAACAGCUCCCCAUAUAUACUGCACCACCUCUCCAUUCUAAAUAUAUUGAAGAACAACCUGGUAAUCUACAAAGGGGCUUUGCAUCCAUCCGUACAACAACUGCUUAUUAUAUUGGCUGGUGCAAGGGCAUUUAUCUCUUUAUGAGGAAUGGGGUUGUGGAUACAGUACAAUUUGGAAAAGAUGCAUAUGUCUAUCUGAAGAAUCCUCCUCAAGAUUUUCUUCCCAAAAUGGGAGUGAUUACAGCUUCGGGACUGGCAGGUUUGGUUUCAGCAAGAAAAGGUUCUAGGUUUAAGAAGAUUGCUUAUCCACUAGGAUUGGCCACAUUAGGAGCAACUGUUUGCUACCCAGCUCAGUCAGUAAUAAUUGCAAAGAUAACUGGGAAAAAAGCAUAUGCUACAAGCCAGCAAAUUUUUCAAGCCAUUAAGUCAUUGUGGACAACAAACAGUGAAAAUGAAUUACUCCCUGAACCAAAGGAAGAAACCAAGGAAAAAAGGUCUGAUGAAACCCAUGUCAAAACGCCUGACCUGAAACAUUCAGUGUGUUUGCCAAAAGAACUUGCCUCUGAGACAAAGCUUAAAGCAGAAUCCACCUCAGGUACUACACAGUUUAUACCUGACCCCAAGCUCAUGGAUCACGGGCAGUCUCAUCCAGAUGAUAAAGAUAUGUACAGCACCAGAAGCUGAACUAGUUUAUAGAGGGAGCCUGCAUAGAGAACUGCCAGAUGUACCAAGUUGCAAACAAUGGUGAAAGAUCACAUAAUGAAUGGGUAACUGACAGAAUAUGACUUGAAAUUUUUCCAUGACAUUUUCAAAUAAACAGUUUGACCAAUGAUACAAGUGGUAAGAACGCAAAUUAAUGAAUGCAACACAAUAUUAAGUGAUUGAUGAGGGAACUGAGGUAAAAAAUACUAGGAAUAUAUUUCAUGCCUUGUAAUAGAAUUUAUCAGAAAGCAAAAUGAAGUGGAGAUAUGUCAGUAAGACUGAAUUCUAAAAAUAUGCAUAUAUAUGUAUGUAUGUAUCUGCUUCAGUUUUCCCAAUUAUUGCCAGUUAAUGUAGGAUGGGGGCUAGCAGAAUGUUUUUCACUUGACUUUUUUUUCAAGCUGGAAUAAAAUAUCCAUAUUUUAUGGCA